CUUGAGCGGAAGCACUACCGGCGGCGGCGGCCGGAAAUGAGCACUUGGGCUAUUUUUCAGAGGUUUUGCCAAGUUACAGUCAAUCUGCGUGGAGUUUAGCUGUCCGUGGAGAGGCCGAGUGGAAGGUUGGGUACAUGCCCCAGAAACUCACAGGAGCAAUGAUGUCCUGACGAGGCUCAUGCUUCAGCAGCAGAGGACGUCGCUGUAGAGUCUUCACUUCUUUUGGUGAAAUGAGGGCUGGCUCAUGCAAGCGGCACAGGAACAGCCUGAGCUUCCUGCUGCACCUAGGUGUCCAUUUGCGGUGAACGCUGAUCCAGGGUCCACGGAGAUCCUCUGAAAAGCGGCCACCUCCACGUCAGGACAGACCUAGCAGCAGAUUUAAAAGCCUGAUUACCACUGUUGAAGGUGGACAACCGAGCAGCAGUUCAGUAAAGUCAUGUUGAAGGAGAAGAUUUGAAAUGUUUAUCCGCUUUGCUGCAGCUUAUUAUAGCGGCUCUGCUGACGUGGGAUCAGUUCAACCUUCAACUGUUACCCGUUCUCCAAAAACAGUUUUCGUCCUAAUAUUCUAGAGGAAUUUUAGGAACCUUAUCUUCCAGGAUGGAAGUCAGCUCCUUUUUUCUAAGUAACAGACAUCAGAAGAACCCACAGUUACAAGAACCUGUUGGUCAUUCUACCCCAAAAUCCUCUCUAGUAAGAAGUCAUUCUCUUCAAAAAAACACGCCCCUUCCCUCAGUGGACACUGACGGCGUCCCCCACAGAGGAGCCAGGAGGCCCAUAAACGAUCCAAUACUGGAGCUGAUCGACCAAAAGGUUGCGCAGUGCAAGUUGCAUUUAGCUAAUGGAUCUUCUCCUCCUAGCAGUCUCAUUAGUGACACACACUCGUCCACCAAAGUGAGUUCUUCCAUACCUUUACCAAGCAAUGCUGACAGUGAACCCACAACCUCCAACUUUAAGCAAGUGGAGAUGCCAGGACAAAGCCCCAGGUUUCAGCGUUUGGACCACCCUUUUUCUGCUUCCAAGCAUCUGCGGGGAGAGGAGGACCUCAGCCGUGAGCUCCCAGAACCGCGGUGCAGCUCUGCAGAGAGGGGAAGUACAUCUUCAAGACGUUCAGAAUGUUCAAGACGUAUGUUGGACCUCAAUGGAACAGAGAUUAAGGAGAACUUUCCCAGAGUGAACUGUGAACCCACCGUGCACCCCACACUCAAUCCAGCAGCAGCUGACCACGCAAGACGGAGUCAAGCCGAACCCAUCAGAGUGACCCCCACCGCACAGAAGCACGGCCAGAUCUUUCCUGAAGUUGCAGUUCAGGCUGAGACCUUGCUGUGUUCUAAGGCUGCAGCUGGUGCCGUUUCUCCUCAGAACACACCUGAAGGGGAUAUCCGUCCAAACCCUGUGGGCCAAAUGUCAGAGAAUCCACCGGAUGUGGGCGUGUCAACGCUGAGAAGGUCCCCUCAGCCCGUUGUGUACGAAGACAUUAGUGAGGAUGAAAACGAGAUUAACGGGGAGAAGUCUCCCUGUCCACCUGAACUGUCUGAUGCAGAGGAGGACGUGGGCCCCUGCAUCGUUUUAGAUUAUGAUGAUGUGGAGGAUGAUGAUGACUGGGAGGUCUUACCCCUGAGCAUCUUCAACCUCACAUUUCAACCUAGGGACAAACGACUUCUCCUGAAUGAUGAAGAAAAAGAGACUGCAUUGGGCUCAAGGCGUGCAAACUUCAUCCCUGCCUCUGCAUUUACUCAGAUGAAGGUUUUUGACACUCCUGAACAACAACAAGAAGCUAUGAAGUUAGGGAAACUGUCUUUUGUUAUUCCUUCAAUUGAUGAAUACAGUUUUGCAGAAGUAGCGAGGAGGAGAGAGACUUCAGAGAGUCCCUCUGACGCUGAAGACUGCUGUGACACAGAGGACAGCAGCGAUUACUCACCUGGUCCUGGCUGCAACUUAAUGGUCGUGUCCCUGCAGAGCCUGAAGAACCGGCCAUCUCAUGAGGAAGAGACCAACGGGAAGACGACCACUCCAAAAAAAGGAGUGAAAGCAGAAGGACAAAACCAUCAGACUCCUGUGAUUGUCUUGGAUUCUAGUGAUGAGAGCGAUGACUGUAUGGAGUUGACGGAACAUCAGCCAGCCCCGGAUGCUUGUGAGAACAACCGAAUGGAACAUUCCAAGAUGGAUGCACACCGUGAUGCUGAUGAAGACAAGGUCACAUCUGUAGAUCUACACAGGACAGAAGACCAUGGACAAAGGGAUGACAUCAUCAUAAUCCUGUCCGACUCAGACGACGACAGCUCAGCAACGCCGACUUCAAAGACCACAGACCGUACUUCUGCUGCUUCUCCCAGCCAUAAUAUGACUGCUGACAGUUCUGCUGGAUUCCCAGAACCUAGGACAGUUACUGAAGAGUCUGUAACGAAAAAGUCCAAAACAAAGAGAAGAGCACGGUCCCCAGAGACACAACAGCUGGGGAUCAACUCUACAGAUGCUGAGAAAUCUGCUCAAGUAAAGAAAGCUCCCCCAGUGAAGAUGGUAGAGAAGCAGAAUUCCUUCUUACCUGACCCAUGGAUUCAGAAGCAUCCCUAUGAACGCCUUCAGCCUCUACAGGGGCCCAGCACUCAAGGGCAGGCUGAGGAGCAGUCCAUGUCUAAUCCAACCCCCACCACAGUUGCCUUCAGAGAAGUCACGGCCAAUCAAAGAGCCAAAAAAUCUGUGAGGUCCAAACCACGUACAUCCUCAACUGCAUCCGUGGUGCAGAAGUCUGUCUCCUCAAGCAUAUCUUCAACAUCCAAAACCUCUCAUUCUUCUGAGGACCGGCCGUCGUCAAGUGCCAUGCAGCCAUCGAACCCUGCAAAGAGCAAAGUGUGCUCUGACUGGCAGAUGUCCUACUUCUCGAUCGGGAGGAAAACCGGGGAUCGAUUAGAGAGAGGCUUCAGAACUAAAGCCAGCGACCUGCCGGCUGAAUCCAGACCACAACCAGGCCGAGUCCUCAGACGCCGGCACCCCCACGAGUCUGCACCGCUCAUGAAGAAGACCAAGUUAAGGGCCAUUGAGUUCACCAGGGCCAGGAAGUGCAGCACCCCCGCAGACCCAAGAUUCCCUGUUGGUGAUGGCUACAAGUGGAAGAACUCAACCCAACAUGGAUCCAAGACCAGAGUUGGACAGCCCAGAACCAGACAGUUCUCCAGAAGUCCAUUCAGUGGCAGCUCUUUCCAAAGAGACUGAGCGUUAAACAAUCCUCACCAGCCGUUUUGAUUUGAAAGCUUUUGUUCCAUAAAUUGUAAAACUGUAAAUGACAAACCUUUUGAAGUGACUUCAUGUUCACAGCGGUUUUUGAUGUAUGUUUUAAGAGUUUUCUGUUUAAAAACGUGUCUGGUUUUAGUUCUGUGGAUCCACGUGCUGCCUCCUUGUUCCUUUUGUUCAGAAGCUUCCAGUUGAUGUAAAUUUGUGGGAGUCCCUUUUGUUUAGUUUGCUACAGACUUAAAUUGGGUGGGCUUACCCCCCCCCCCCUUCCCUGUGCUUACUUGGGCCGUUAUCUCCUGAAUCUCCAGUGUGACAUAAAUCUUCCAGAGGGACUGAAGGAUUUAAGAAAACAGGACCUUAUCUAAAAGGUCCCCCCCCCCAACACACACCAGAAGAAUCAUUGCAGACUUCGCUGGAAUGUAAUGUCUGCAUAGUAUGAAUAAAACUAAAAUAAAGAUGACAAUCUAUAAACUUUCUAAGUCGCAACUUAGAAGGUUUUGUUUGCAACGUGGUGGCAUAAA
This is a messenger RNA of Oryzias latipes (Japanese medaka), 3749 nucleotides long. RefSeq lists its product as uncharacterized. The record is from RefSeq and is a predicted model, not a curated record. NCBI's taxonomy places the organism in Eukaryota, Metazoa, Chordata, Actinopteri, Beloniformes, Adrianichthyidae.